AUGACCACUGCUUCAGACCAAGUGAUCACAUUGCAGCAAGUUAACAACAGUUCAGCCAUUGAUUCUCCUCAGAAGUCAGUGAUUUGGAAAGAUUUUGGAAAUUACUUAGAUAAGAAGAUUGAUAUUGCAAGUGCGACUACCACUGCUAGUGCUAACAACGGCUCUUGGAAACCUCCGUUACUAGCAUUAAAUUUCAACUCGGAGCAAUCGAUACUUUCGCAACAGCCUAUACCUUACAAAAUCUGCAAGUCGUGCCGUCGACCAAUCGGCUACCCGAGCUUAGACCAACAUUACUCAAAGUGCACUGAAAUGAAGGCUAAAAAGGAACAAGAACGAGCCGAGAUUGCUGCUAAGCAACAACUGCAGCUGAAUGGGAAUUCCAGUGGCGGGAAUAAGAAGAAAAGAAGCCGCAUGGCCGCCGAUUUGGAAGGCGGUUCCUCGGUGGAUAGCUCGAGGAAUAACACCCCGGGGCCAAAUGCUACAAAGGAUAUGUUUGAAGGUGGCGAUGGGAGUAGCAAUGGCGGUGCCAAUGGACUGGCAGCGUCGAAGCCGAAGAAAAAGUAUAAGAAAUCGCAGGCUCAAAAGGAGAAAGAAGCUGCCAAUGCAGCAGCAGCAGCAGCAGCAGCGGCGGCGGCGGCGGCUGCAUCUACGACCCCUGUGGAGAAGCCGGUGAAGAAAACCAAAAAGGGUUCGACUAGUGUUCAAACUCAAUCUCUGCCGGUCUCGGCUUCAUCUUCUACUUCUAAUCAACACACCCCGCAAAAGACACCCGCGAAUCAGCUGCAACAACAACUGCAACUGCAACUGCCACUGCAACCACAACAACAGCAACUGCUGCAACAGCAACAGCAACUGCAGCAGCAACAACAACAACAACAACAACAACUGCAACAACUGCAACAACUGCAAGCGAAACAGGCAGCCAAACCAAAGGGACCCGUUGACGUUGAAAAACAGUGUGGUGUAGCCUUACCAUCCGGUGGGCUCUGUGCCCGCUCAUUAACAUGCAAGACGCACUCAAUGGGCGCCAAGCGUGCCGUAUUGGGGAGAUCAGCGCCCUACGACGUUCUCCUUCAGCAAUACCAAAAGCGUAACCAAGCCAAGAUUGCCCAGAACAACGCCCUAGCAGCGCAACGGCGUGAAGCAGCUGCGUUCAACGACGAGAACGACUUGCUGCACGCUAGCAGCGCUAGCAAAGUGCUCGAUCCAGAUGAAGAGACGCAUUUGGUGCUUGAAGGAUUGAGCAAGAAUAACCCGAUCCCGUUGGAGCGCAAGAUUAUCAUGCCGGUGAGGUAUAGGCAUCGGUUCUUGCAAGCGCGCGAGUUCUACGCUAAUGCCUUGAUCAUCUCGGCCCAGCAUACGCAAGCCCAACAACAAGCUCAACAGCAACAAACUCAACUGGGUGUUGGUGGAGGUGGAGAGCAGCAGACGUUAGCGAACCAGGCCAUCUCGGGGUCGAUUGGCGGCAUGCAAGGACGAUGCGCCUUGAUCAACGUCGACGUGCCCUUGAACUCAAGCGAAGAUUCGCAGACACAAGCAUUCAGCGCCAUCGCCGGUGAGAUGUACCAGGUGCGAGCACCGAGCAAGGCCAUUGGUAAUACGGCCCAGCAUAACGUGAUGCAGCAGCAGGCGUGGCAGCAGCAGUAUAUCAAGUAUCAGCAGGCUCAGCAGCUGGCUCAGCUGAUGAUGCGGCAGAGACAACAACAACAACAGCAGCAACAACAACAACAACAACAGCUGAAGCAGGCGCAGGGCCAGGCGCAGGCGCAGCUGGUUCAGCCGUGA
Messenger RNA from Lodderomyces beijingensis, 1785 nucleotides. The record is from the annotation of a GenBank genome assembly. NCBI's taxonomy places the organism in Eukaryota, Fungi, Ascomycota, Pichiomycetes, Serinales, Debaryomycetaceae.